AUGCAGAACCAGGCAGAGCACGGUCGCAGACUCGAUGCAUUAUCCCAAUUGGCACCUCGAGAGGCCCCUGAACCAGCUUAUCCUUCAAUGAGUGUGGAGGACCGAAAAGACGAUCCCAACCGCCGGAUCGACGACUUACAGGCCCCGACCGCAGUCGACCGGGAAGAAGCCUCCAUUGAGAGAGAGCUACAGAGGCUACGACGUAGCAUCAAAGACCUUUAG
Messenger RNA from Penicillium daleae, 222 nucleotides. RefSeq lists its product as uncharacterized. The transcript has a single exon. The record is from RefSeq and is a predicted model, not a curated record. The coding region runs from base 1 to 222 and encodes 73 amino acids. NCBI's taxonomy places the organism in Eukaryota, Fungi, Ascomycota, Eurotiomycetes, Eurotiales, Aspergillaceae.